Molecule: messenger RNA, 1612 nt
Organism: Thamnophis elegans (Western terrestrial garter snake)
Lineage: Eukaryota; Metazoa; Chordata; Lepidosauria; Squamata; Natricidae
Gene: TMEM268
Product: transmembrane protein 268
Exons: 9
Coding region: 310-1344 (344 amino acids)
Source: RefSeq, a predicted model, not a curated record
UGUGAUGGGAGUCUUAUCUUCAGCUGCCAGAAUCAACCUUAUUUGAGGCCCGAUUUCAUCACUGUUGCAUUUAUGCAGGGAAAGACAAAACAGCCAACCAACCAGACGGGCGACUGUUGAGGCAUUCUUGUGCAACUGACAGAAUAGCAAAAAGACAAAAAAAGAGAGGCAGAACGAGAAGGAAACUUGCAAACUGCAGUUCUGAAGUGCUUUCAACGAAUGAGGUUGAAGCUGCCAGGAUCUUCAAGGAAGAAAGAGCAGGCACUGACAGCUGAAGUCCUUGUUGGGUGAAUUGUACACCUGUUCGACAUGGUUUGUGGUGUACACCAAGACAAAGAGGAUGAUGAAGAAGAAGGACCACCCUUUAGCAUCACUUAUUGUUGGAAUAAAGGAAAGGAGCAGCCAGAUUUCUGGAGAAAUGACAUUCCAAAUGGACAAGUGCUUAUGGUGUUGACAGCUCACAAGUCCCAUGGUCCUCCUCCUGCUGUCAUAAAUUCUUGGCAAGAUAAACUGAAGACUUUGGGAAUAGAGGUGACAGAAGACCAGUGGGAAACUUUGAUACAACGGGCUGUGCUGGAGCCAGAAAUAAGAACGUACCUAUUGUACAACUCCAGAGGAAUAAGGAUGGCCAUGGCUGCGAUUGUUUACGUGAUUCUUUGGAUCAACCUUUAUUCCGUCCUCCAAAUUUUUUCGGUCGGACAGCCUUGGAAAGUCAGUGUUUUGGUUACCCUUGUAGCCUUGUUGGCCACUGUGGCCAUUCUCGUCAUAAUUCAUCACUACCAAAGAAAGAUGAAUGUGAGUACAGAUAUGAGGCUAAUGGCUGCCAAUGAAGCCUUCAUGAAUCUUGGAUUUCUGGUCGGGAUGACAAAUAUUCUGGAGAAGAACUGUGCUGCCCCGCAGUUGUGGUUUGUUCGUUUCGAUGUUGAACCCUGCCUUCAGUCUUUGGCGGAUUCGCUGGCUACUCUGAAGAGAAAUCAGGAGUCGGCUCUGAAGCGCAAUCUGGAAGCCGUCGGCAUUGUAAUCGAGACAGCUGCCCUGCCAACUUGGGAAAAGCAACUGAACGAUUCUUUGGAAGAAUCUUCCCUCUUGCCAGAGAUAAAAACGAAAGGCAGCAAGAAUUUCUUAGCGCGCCGAGAAUUCCUCCGUCUUGUCCCGGACAGAACACCCGAGACAAUGGCCCAGCAGCUCUUGAUGGUUUUCAGCAGCUACUACGUCAGGCUCCUGGUCAGUGGUCAGCUUCCAGAAGUCCAUGUGGGGCAGCACAAAACUAUCGGCCAGAAGCCUUGUCUCUGUCACUUUGUAAAGACUAAAUUGCUAGGAAAAGAAUUCUCUGAGUUCCAAUAAAGGUGGACAUUAUGUUAGCAACCAAGGCUCUCAAUCGUCAAAGACUGAAAACUAGAAGUCUGAGGGAAUGAAGAAUGGUUUGCAUUGUUCUCCCUACAAAAGAACCAGGUCUAAAAAUAUUUGUUGGGGAAAUUUCUGUGCCUUUUUCUGAUGAGAGACUACAUUAUAUUUGCAUCAGGAUCUGCCUCUGAGUGAUAAGAAGGCCUUUUGCCAUGUGGUAUAUUGUUUGUGCAGAGUCGUGACAAUGAGUUGGCAGCCAUAUCCAUGC